Molecule: messenger RNA, 1727 nt
Organism: Coregonus sp. 'balchen'
Lineage: Eukaryota; Metazoa; Chordata; Actinopteri; Salmoniformes; Salmonidae
Source: the annotation of a GenBank genome assembly
CAUUCUCAAUGUGCGAAUGACUGAUGACUGGGAGGGCCAGGUGCUUAUAAGGGCCCCCUGAUGUCAGAGGACCACUUUCUCUCUCUGAGCUUCUCUGCUACUGUAGUUCUCUUCUCUCUGCUGGACAAGACACAAUUUUGGAAGAUUUACGAUGGAUUUUCUCCGUGCUUGCGUUUUGUGCGUUGCUGCUUUUUUCACCGUCUCCAAGGCUUUCACGCACAAGGACAUGAAGGAUGCCCUGCUUCAGAAACUUGGGCUGGAUGAAGUUCCGAAAAUUCACAAAAGGGAUUUGGAGAAUCUUGUAAUGCCUGCGCACAUUAAGAAUAAAUACCUGUCAAUGCUGAAGCUGCACCACGAAAGGCGGCGCAGGUCUCUGCCAAGCUUGGCGAGGAUUCUGAGAGGAAUCCCAGGAAAUGCAGGUAAGAUCAUUUUCUAGUAGGCCUGCUUGAGACAUAAAUACAACUGAAUUGUAUUUUGUAUAUAUAAAAAUAGCAAUAUAUUGCUUGGAUGUUAUAUUUACUUGUUGCAGACCGAUUUUGGCACAGGUGCACAAAUGACUGUUUUGUACACAUUUUGUGCGCCCUCAUAGUUUCAACCCAUUCAUGCUAGUCAGCAUUUUAGACUCAAUACUUAAUAAUUUCUAUGUUCUGUUUCAUAAGACAUCUAUGGGGAGUUUGUGUACUCGGACACCACUCGGCAACGGAUGGUCUUUGACAUGGACACCCGCAUCCCCCAUAACAGCGAGGUGACCAUGGCCGAACUGAAACUGUACAAAAAAGCCCCUCCUCACAAGCGCUCCAUGCCCGAAAAGAUGAACCACCGUCCGGUUAACAACGCCAGAGUCUCCAUCUACUGGGUAGAGAUAUUGGAGAACGGCUCCAACACAACAUCUCUGGUGGACUCACGGUAAGAUUUUACGCAAAGCCAUGUCAUGUCCAGAUCAUUUCCGUUAGGCAAUGUGUUGUUCUUUGUUCUUAUAAUUUAGAACCUAUGUGCAAGAUUUUUAAUCAACCAUUUAUUUCCUGUAGGUUGAUUCCCAUCCAUGAGACUGGCUGGAUAAGCUUUGAUGUCACCCAGGGUGUGCACUAUUGGUCAAAGACGCAGCAGAAAACACCUAUGAACCUGGAGGUGUGGAUCGAGGGCGAGAGACCUGGCAGCUACGCGGCAGAAAUGGCCAAGAGUGUCCACUUUACCACCCAGGACCAGACGGAAAACACCUUGGGAAAACCUGAACUGAUCCUCUACACACUCAACCUCGAAGAGUUUGGGUAAGGCGCGCUUUGUUAUGCAGAUUCAGAAUAUUUUAAAAAUAUUGUUACGUUGGUCCAGUGACAAUGACCCUACCUUUACGCUUCAAUUAGUGCAAGUUAACUAACGAGUCCCUAUUUCUUUGUUUGCAUAGGUCUCGAGGCGACUGUGAAACCAAUCCAGAUAAGGACACGUGCUGCAGAGAAAAAUACUUCAUAAAUUUCCGCGCGCUCACGUGGACCCAGUACUGGAUAAUCGAACCCGCGGGCUACCAGGCCUACCGAUGCGCUGGGGGGUGCAAGCAGCCAAAGCGCAACUACGGCUACGGGGAGCGGAAGUGUACCAUCGCGGAGAGCGCCCCGCUGCCCAUGAUGUACCUAGUCAAGAAGGGUGACUACACCGAGAUAGAAGUGGCCGAGUUCCCCAACAUGAUCGUGGAGUCGUGUGCCUGCACUAUGGACAACAUCUCCAUAGUUUGA